Oryza sativa Japonica Group (Japanese rice) is the source of this 702-nucleotide messenger RNA. The record is from RefSeq and is a predicted model, not a curated record. NCBI's taxonomy places the organism in Eukaryota, Viridiplantae, Streptophyta, Magnoliopsida, Poales, Poaceae.
AUGGCGGGUGGAAAUCCUCACGAUUUCUUCUCCCAGUCGUUCAAUGAAGCUCCAACGGGCCACAUGGACGGCUCCGACUACGGCUUCUCGCAGGGGUCUUCAGGAUAUGGUGGAUCUGGCACCGGCAUCCAUUUUGGGGGAGGGGGAUCGGGGGGCCUCGAUCUGAACUCCCAGGCCGACGCCUUCCCCGAUUUCGCCUCCUACCAACAGAUCCUUGAACCGGGUAGCCUUGUGUUACCUCCGAUUCGGGUAGGGAGCAGAUCCACAGUCCCCCCGUCACGUCCUCCUCCAGCGGCGGGAGGGGGACGUGGCAGAAGUCGUGGAGGGAGAGGAGGAGGACGAGGCCGUGGCAGGUCGUUGACCAAUGGCGCUGGAUCUGGCAGGGGAAUGCGAGGAUUUGUUCCUCCUGGCUCAUCGUCUGGCCAAGGAGGCGUCCGAGGUCAUGGGGCAUCCAUGUCGCACAGCGGGCCACCCGCCUUCAACUUUGGAGUCUUCGGAGGAGGACGGCGAGCCGGUGCCUCGUCGUCUCAAGGGACAAAUGUGUCCGAGGACGGCGGCAACGAAGAAGACGAAGAGGACUUUGGUCCUGAUGGUCAGCACAUGGUAAACCCCCCAUGGUUACUUUCUGUUAUGUUUGAUUUGUUCUAUUGCGAAAUAUGCCAAUUGUUGCUCAUGAUAUUGAUACUGCUAUGCAUGCCGUGA